This is a messenger RNA of Homarus americanus (American lobster), 4840 nucleotides long. Its product is annotated as techylectin-5A-like. The coding region runs from base 633 to 1715 and encodes 360 amino acids. The transcript has 5 exons. NCBI's taxonomy places the organism in Eukaryota, Metazoa, Arthropoda, Malacostraca, Decapoda, Nephropidae. The record is from RefSeq and is a predicted model, not a curated record.
UCCCUCCCUCUCUCAUUCUCUCACAUUCCCUCACUCCGGUAACUUCCUGGAUGUCUUUCACGGGCGGAGGAAGCUGACAAAAAGAGAGAGAGAGAGAGAGAGAGAGAGAGAGAGAGAGAGAGAGAGAGAGAGAGAAUACACCACCGAAUCAUCACGUUAUACUUGAUAAUACAGUGAAAAUACAAUAGUAUACAAGCGCAUAAAUACAAACCAGAAUACAGCAAAAAUAACAAGUGAUUUUAUAUACAAUACGAGUGAAGAAAAAUACAACAACUCAUUACAGUGUUUAGAAAUAUGUUAAAACUCUACUAUAAUAAUUAACUCUCUGUAUAUUGUGUUGUAGCCGAUACAGAAAAAAAAAUCUCAGAAAUACAGAUACAGGUACAGUGUCUACCUUACCUGACUGUAUCAUAAAGGUGAUAACUAAAAAAGAGAUUCAGAAACAAAACAGGUUUAAUAAAUACAGAUACUACUCAGGUGAGGUGUACAGAAGAUCGAGUGAAAAUUAAUGAACAGACUGUGAAGGUAAAUAUAAGUGGUGAUUAGAGACAGACAAUAAAGAGGGAUAAUAAAUAAGAAGAGAAGAAGCAGCCGAUAAUUGUGAGAUAAAAGGUAGGAGCCAGGUGAGGGUGAUGGCGGGGUCGUGGUGCGCCCUGGUGGUCUUAGGUCUCCUAGUCGUCGCCCACACCUAUGAGGAGACCAGACUCGAGGACGUUAUCGGUGAGUACGACUUCAGGAUAUUCAAGAACCUCUUCGUCAACACUACACAGCGUCUCCUCGAGGCCAUCUCCCGCUUGGAGAACACGGCGGCCAAAGAUGAAUCCCUGGCGGAGCUGAAGGAGACCAUGAAGGAGAUCAGUGAGUCUCUGGUCGCAGCUAACGAGGCAGCCAUCGCCGUCCGAGAAACUGUCAACAAUGGCGCCGACGCUACCAAGAACGAAUUGAAAUUGUUCCAAGACCAAAUCCUCCUGAAGCUGUCUGAAGUGAAUGUCUUCGUGGAACACAAAACAAAACAAAUGGAAGAUCAGGUGGCAAAACUCGGCCAGAUGUCGGUGAACCUCCUCGCUGGUGACUGUCAGGACCUCUUCGAUUUAGGCUUCAACGCCUCGGGGGUGUACUACCUGCAGAAGUUCGGGCGGCAGGUCCUGUGUGACAUGGAGACGGGUCAAGGUGGUUGGCUGGUCAUACAACGGCGUGCGAAAGUUGUCGAGCAGGUGGAUUUUAACCGGGACUGGCACGAGUACAAGGCCGGUUUCGGGGACCUGGAGACUGAGUUCUGGGCUGGUAAUGACUUCCUACACGUACUGACCAACCAAAAGACUUAUGAGCUACACGUUGACAUGGUCGACUUCGAGAAGGGACCUUAUUGGGCCUCGUACAACACUUUCCGGGUGGGCAGUGAGAGCUCGGGGUACGAACUGGACAUCGGAAACUAUUCUGGGAACGCGACGGACGCCUUUACCUAUCACCACGGCCGACCCUUCACCUCCUACGACCGUGACAACGAUCUCUACAUCGACGGCAACUGCGCCAGGUACUUCUCCGGCGGCUGGUGGUAUGACAGGUGUUACGACGCUCACCUCAACGGCGUGUUCCCGGUGACGCCCGACCGUCAGAACGCCUCCUUCAUCACGUGGUGGGCACACGAGGACGGCCUGAAGGUCCCCCUCGUUCUCAAUAGUGCAACGCUCAGAGUCAAGCCCAGGGCACUGUAAGAGCUCUUGAGAGUCACGUUUUGUCCGUCUCUAGGCGCCAGAUGAACUCUCAGAGAUGUAUUGUGUGCACAAAGCUCACUACACGCCAGAUGGACUCUCAUGGCUAAGCUUUCUGUGUCCGAUCUCUCUACACGACGUCGUGGCAGCUUUAGGGCGCAUUUAAUCUUUCGGAGAUGUCUAGUAUGUUCUGAGCUCUUUACACUCCACUCGCCAGUCUCAGAGCUAAGCUAGACUUCCAUAGGUAAGUUUAGUAUGACCUGAGCAUACUAACCUCUCCUAAACAUCUCAUCAAAUUUAAGAUGCCCUGAUCUCCUCAGUCCCUCUCCCGAUUAAGGUACCGUGAAUGUAACGUGAUGGUGGACUUGGUCACUUUGUCGAAUAUUUGUACGGUAUGUAAACUUCUUACCUGCUAGACGAUAUUUGUGAUCACAAGACCUACGAGCUAUCUUAUACUCCCUCUCAAGCUUACAUCCCCCAAAUUCUCUUUAUUCACAGUAUGGUGCGAUAACAUGCCCGGGGGCGAACCCAGAAUUUCAGGUUAGUGGGAGCAAUCCUAUGUAAACUGCUGAGGGCCGGGAAUCUUGGGGCCACACAGGACACCAUGUACCAGAUGAGAUAAGAAAGCUGAGGGGUGCAAAAUGCAAAGAAUAACGAGAAAUUAACGAGGGGGUACGUGCCCUCCACCCGCUCUCUCCCUCCCUUCACUCGUCCAUCUGUUACUACACUAUGGAAGGUUAAUACUCUGGAACACUGACUCGUGUUAGCUAGUAGCUGCAGGGGAAUGUUAUAAAAAAAAAUAUUCUUACCCUUAGCUUAUCCCCCCGAAAGGUGGAGUAAUUGUAAUUUAUGUAAUUUUGUUUUGGCGAUUUUUUUCGUCUUGAUCACGAACCGACAUGCUCCCUGUGACGCCAUAUUGACUCGUUUACAUGAUAUGAAUUGUUGUAUGAAAGAUGAACCAACCAAACCUACCUACUCUAGGAUGGAAGUAUAUUAUUUUAGGUCAGUUUUGGAAGGUUAAUUUAUGUUUGCUAUGAUAGGUUUAAUUAGGUAAGGUAUGGAAAUGUCGGUGGGAAGCGUUUGUGAAGGGUUGAAGCACAAACUUGGCGUUACCGGGUAGACGGACCAUAGAAACAUGGGAAAAAACUUAUUACGAAAGUUGCUUUUUAUAUACCUCCUUAUAGUAUGCUGGAGAUAGGAAAGAAGUUUUAUCCUAUAUGAAAUUUCCCUUAAAGUUGUUGGUUAACUCGAGUCAGUGUUCUAGAGUAUUACCUGGUAGUAGUUCACCCCGGACUCUUCCUCUGGUCACCUUUAGUCAUUGGGGGCCGUCAGACCGACGUUGAUCUUCUCCGUUAUGCCGUGUUAACUGAGCCAGUUAUCUUUUCAGCAGUACUCCUGACUGACGGACUCACUCACUCAGACAGUACCGUCAUCCGUAAAAGUGUUUUCCAUUUUCUUUUUCGAAAUUAUAUUAGUGUCAUUACCUAAGCAUUAAUUAUAUGAAUGAAAAUACUAAUAAAAUUCAAUCAUCGUAUUCUUGUAACUAAAUUUUCUGCGUUAGUUAAAUAACGGCAGCAUACUUGAAAUAAACAUAUGAUUCAGUCUCUAUUAUUCUUCCUAACCCCAGGCAGUUCGAGGCUUCAGUGACUCAACCAUACAAGUCACAACCAAUUAUCACCUGUUAUCCAAAUUCCUACUCUUCCACCAAUUAGUUCUACUGUUAAUGCUUUCCCACUAACCUUUAUCCCUUCAUGAAGAAAUAUUGAUCGUUUUGGGAGCGAGGAGUUCGGCGCACUGAGUUAAAUUUACUGGUAGGCUCAUCGUCAACCACGUCAAUCUCAGUGAUCGGUCGUAAGUUCAUAACAAAAUAAUAAAGGAUCAUGAAUAUAAUGUACAUGAACGUGAAUCCCGAAUGCAAAAUAACGCAAACGAAUAAUAUAAACAAACAAGAAUAGAUAAUAAAUGUUAAAUAUUAUUAUUAUUAUUAUUAUUUAAUUAAUACACAUCGUCCUACGUGAAACAUGUGACAAGAAAAGACGACAAAAUGAUUCGAGCAAUACUCUGUACACGUAAAUAUAAAGCAAGUCGUGGAAAUAUCGUUUCAUUAAGGAGGACUAUGAAGAAAUUCUUUAACCUUCAAGCACUGAACCUUACAGUAAACUAUAAAAAUUUUCAAUAGAUGGCAAAAACAUGUAGAGCUUACAUGUAUGACACCUAUAUAAGGGCAUCAGUGCUGACAGGGAUCGUGAUUCGUGAAUCUAACGUAAAUUAAGUAGAAAGGUCACCAUACAUCAGAAAAAUUUAUCUUUUUGUAUGAAUUGAUUUAGUUUAAGUGCUUGAAGAAUUUGAUCGUUGAUAACCGGAAAUGUAAAAGAGAAAAACACUAAUAUUUAUAAUAAUUAACAAGCGAAAGCAAUUGUAGUAAACAAAUCGGUUGUAAACACAGAGAUCUGAAAGAAACAAAAUCUUAACUCCACCAACCAUUGAAACAUACAUUAGUACAGUUAUAUAUACUUACUAACCCGUACAGUAUAUAAUUCUUUACGCCUUAAACUCUAUGUCCAGCAACACCAAAAUUAUAUACUAGCGCUGCUAAUAAGCAUCCGCCGACCAGAAUGCUAUAGGUUGAAAACGCUACUUGAUGUCAUGUUUCACAAUUAUAGGUCGAAUAAAAUAAUUUUUAUAACACUUCCCAAGAUAACAACAGACAACACACUAUCCAAAUAAUCCUACCCUAAUCAUCCUAUGGUAAGUCUGGUUUGGUUAGGUGUAAUUAAUUAAUGUCUACCUGAAGAAUACACUAUCAUCAGUUUAUUUCUGGAAGUGAACAGAUUAUGGCCACACUCUACAUACACACACAUAUAUACACGUACAUACACACCCACACCCACAUACAUACACCCACUCCGACAUACACAUAUAGCCAAAUGGUGUGAAACUGUUGGUAAAUUUUUAUGAUUUUUAUUUUAAUUUAAAAUUUAAAUUGUUUAAGGUUUAGGAUAAGUAUAUUUAGUAUAUUUAAAAAUUACUCUGUAUUUACAUAUAUUUUGAUAUAUUCCAGUGUUAAGUAUACACAUCAUGUCAGUAGUUAUGGUAGAUAUAUGAGUUAAUAAAAUAUUUCUAAUUCA